GUAGUCGGUCACAUUUCGGUACCAAUCGGGAAGGACGUGCUACCGAAUAGUGAAUAAGGCUGAGUCAGGGGCUACCAGCUCCUGCGCACUCUACAUUGGUACUACUCCUCAAUCCGUCCAAUUUCCAUUCGCGGCGCGGGCACGACAGAAGUAUUACAGUAGUAGAGUGCUGCCAUCAUCAUGUUCCCUCGUGCAGGUGUUCGUCACGUCAGAUGGGAGUGUUUGUACAUAUAUAGCCUUGCGCUGGCGCCAUCAACUCUCGUGACCUCACAAUAAAAGGCCAGAGGCAGCACAGCCCUUUCCUUCACACUCGUUCUAUCGAAACCUUCAAUCUCGAAACAGAGGAAAUUGAAGUGGCUGUGAUCAAGAUGCUUUUCCGUUCCCUUCUUGGCCUGGCCGGGCUGUUCGCCAAGUUGGCAGCGGCUGACCGACUCGUCUUCGCUCACUACAUCGUCGGCCUCACAUCUGGACAGACUAGGGAUGAGUGGCAGCUGGACAUCUCGCAGGCAAAAGCGUCGGGAAUCGAUGGCUUUGCUCUCAAUAUAGGGUCCCAGGACAGCUACAAUGAUGAGCAGCUCCAUCUUGCCUAUGACGUAGCUUCCUCCAACGGUUUCUCGAUGUUCUUGUCCUUCGACAUGCAAGCUUCUCAAUGGAACGCCGACCAGAUCAGCAGCUACAUCAACACCUAUAGUGGUUUUAGCAGCCAGCUGAGGAUUAAUGCAGUCCCUGUGGUGUCGACUUUUGAGGGGCCCUCACAAGCUGACAUUUGGCCUGGGGUUCGGUCCGCUACUGGUGGCAUAUUCCUUAUGCCCGACUGGGCUUCCCUCGGUGCCCAGGGUGUUGGGGACAAACUUUCUCUCAUUGAUGGCGCUUUCAAUUGGGGCGCGUGGCCCGAAGCGAACCAGUUGGUUAUGUCGACGGGCAACGAUGUUGCAUAUAAAUCAGUUUUACAGGGCAAGCCGUACAUGAUGGGUGUCAGUCCCUACUUCUACACUAAUCUACCAUCCAAAAACUGGUACUCGUCUAGCGACUCGCUCUGGUUUGAUCGUUGGAAGCAGGUCUUUGAUAUCAUGCCUGAAUACAUCGAGAUCAUCACAUGGAACGACUAUGGCGAGUCGAGCUACAUCAACGCUCCUAUCAGUCAUCAAGUUAUUCCUGAUGCCACCGCAUAUGUCAACGGAUUUGAUCACACAGCUUUUCGAUUUGUGCUUCCAUACUUUAUCAGUGCCUACAAGGCCGGUAAUGCGAACGUCGCCGUUCCAGCCGAGGGGGCCGUAGCGUGGUACAGGACAACACCAGCAACCAUAUGCAGCGAUGGUGGUACCGUCUGGGGCCAGGGAGGCAGUGCUUCAGCCGCUGGGGGAACUAAAGAUGUUGUAUCUAUCAUCGCGUUGACAAAUGCGCCCACUGAUAUCAAUGUCAAGAUUGGUAGCGGAGAUGCAGGUCGGUCGGUGAGUGCCACUAGCACUGUCGGUAAAGCCUCGUUCUACAACAUCCCAACCGACGGAAGAACUGGUGCUGUCACUAUCACUCUCAAUGGGAAGUCGACAACGGGGCCUGAAAUCACAAACAACUGCCCGUCUUCAGGUCAUGUCAACUUCAAUGCUGUUACUAUCCAGGUCUAACCAUGACAUGAAUUCUCAUGCCGGUGUUAGUGGUGAUGUAAAGGCAUGACGCUGUGAAGGGACCGGUACACCAUGAAAU
Molecule: messenger RNA, 1704 nt
Organism: Xylaria bambusicola
Lineage: Eukaryota; Fungi; Ascomycota; Sordariomycetes; Xylariales; Xylariaceae
Product: glycoside hydrolase family 71 protein
Exons: 6
Coding region: 369-1625 (418 amino acids)
Biological process (GO): mating projection tip cell wall disassembly
Molecular function (GO): glucan endo-1,3-alpha-glucosidase activity
Source: RefSeq, a predicted model, not a curated record